GAUAUGCACAUGCCAGCUAGAAUUCAAGAAGCAAUGCAAAUGCAGGUUGAAGCUGAACGAAAGAAGCGAGCUGCAAUCUUAGAGUCUGAAGGAACCAGGGAAGCUGCCAUAAACAAAGCAGAAGGAGAAAAAAGGGCGGCAGUGCUUGCUUCCGAGGCUAAAGAAACAGAGCAGAUUAACGUUGCUAGAGGUCAUGCCGAAGCAUUGUUGAUCAAGGCAGAAGCUCGAGCCAAAGCCAUCGAGAGGGUCGCCACAGCUUUGAUUCAAAAGGGAGGAGACAGUGCUGCCAGCCUUAGCGUAGCAGAACAAUAUGUCACAGCAUUCGAGAAGCUUGCCAAGGAUACGAAUACGGUACUGCUACCGUCAAAUCUGACUGAACCCAGCUCAAUGGUAGCACAAGCGCUAGCAUUGUAUCAGAAUAUUGGGAAGAAACCGGUUAGCCAGGGAUAG
Molecule: messenger RNA, 450 nt
Organism: Cylicostephanus goldi
Lineage: Eukaryota; Metazoa; Nematoda; Chromadorea; Rhabditida; Strongylidae
Source: the annotation of a GenBank genome assembly